Cryphonectria parasitica EP155 is the source of this 387-nucleotide messenger RNA. RefSeq lists its product as uncharacterized. The transcript has a single exon. NCBI's taxonomy places the organism in Eukaryota, Fungi, Ascomycota, Sordariomycetes, Diaporthales, Cryphonectriaceae. Bases 139 to 354 code for a protein of 71 amino acids. The record is from RefSeq and is a predicted model, not a curated record.
AUGGCGUCUCACGGCGGAAAGACGACGACGACGACGACCUUCUUGUCACGAACGGAUUUGCUUCUGACUCGGAGGAAGACUCGGACGACGAGGAGCAGGAUGAUAUGGACGUAGACGACUUUGCAGAGGAAGAAUUGGAUGAGGACGACGUCGACCAUGACGAUAUCGAGGACGACUCGGCGGAGGAGGAGGAGGACGAGAGUGAGGCUGAAACCGCACCGCCUGCCAAGGUCCAGAAAAAGACCACGUCUUCUUUCUCGAGACGGUAGGAAAAGGCAUAUGGGAGUGGAAACAGCUGCAGUGGCAGGAUUGGAAUUACUACUGCUGCAAAUGAUAUCAACAAAGUUGGCAUAGAAAAUGUGGACAUCAUGAUGCCUGCUUUGGUUU